Messenger RNA from Pelobates cultripes (western spadefoot toad), 3698 nucleotides. NCBI's taxonomy places the organism in Eukaryota, Metazoa, Chordata, Amphibia, Anura, Pelobatidae. The record is from the annotation of a GenBank genome assembly.
CCUGGAUCGUCUUUAGAGGAUGAGAUUCACUAGCUAGCCAGACAUGUUGCUGCAUUGUGUCCAUGGGAUGACGUGGGACCCCUGCGGAGGGUUAGAAGUGGGCAGACAGCUACUAAACUACAGCCAGUCUGAUUGAACUGUAAACCUGUUUGUUGGAGUUUGCUGAAACAUCCCUGCAAAGCUUUGCACUGGGAGAGGCUUUUACAAAGUUGUUAUAUUCACAGCAACAGUUACUAAGGUGUUGAUUUUUGUUUGUUAAUCUUGACAAAGUUAGUGUUCUCCCGGCAGGAGCAAACAAACAGCUUCCUUUUAACAAAAGACUCCUGACUAGCUGGGGAGACCUACUGAGUAUGUAAAGCAGCACUUUUCUCUGAAUAAUGGAGUAUUUUGGUGGAUUUAACCAUGACUGAGAAAUUAAUGAGACUAUCAGAGUCUAAAAAAGAUUUUCUCAAUGAGAUUAAGCAAAUGUAGAUGAAGAUUUCCUAUGACUGUGAGCCAGAAGGAACAUUCUUCUUUGAAAAUGAGCACCAUUGCUGUAACACAUUUGCCAGCAAUCCAGUCCACCAAUCUUUUUAUAAAUCCUUACGCUAUUGAGGUGUUAAAGAACAAAAAAGAGGAACUUGUUGAAGGUAUUAAGAAUCCAGAUCUUCUCCUGAACUGGUUAGUGGACAAUGGGAUAUUCCCAAUGGAUAAAAAAGUGGCCAUGUCUUAUUACCGAACCAGGACAGAGAAAAACUCACGGAUGCUUGAUAUUCUGGUGUCUAAAGGUGAGCGGGCCUGCCGACUCUUUUUCUAUCCUUGUCUUAAGUUGAUUGAGCCAGAAAUAUAUAACAGUGUUAAGCAAUAUGUCAGCAACGUGAAUGAUUAUGUUGGGGAUGGCAAAAGGCAACUCGUGGGAUAUUUGCUUGAAAGGGACAAAGAAGACCUUAAAAGGCCUGUUAUCGAAAAGGUGGUGAAACCAGCUUACAAGGAGACUCUGCCCAAAAUAAAAAAGGUUCCAGAGAAAGUAUCAGAGGUUCCACGUCCUAAAGAAAAGCCAAGAAGUUUGCCCCAGUCUCCCAAAGAACCCACCACAAAAAUGGGUUCUCUUAGUAUGUUUGAUGCUGCUAUAAAGGGGAAUCUCUCACUUUUAGAGGAAAUAUUAAAGGGUUCAAAUGUCAAUGCUGUGAAUUCUUCAAACGAGACCCUUCUCCAUGUCGCUGCAGCCAAUGGACAUAUCCCAGUGAUAGAAUUUUUAAUCAGCAAAGGGGCUAAAGUAGAAGCCAGAGACAAUAAUAAUAGGACACCAUUGCACAGAGCGGCAGAGAACGGACAUGUAGAGGCUGUCAAGGUAUUGCUUAAGGCUGGUGCUAAUAUUUACAACUUGGAUGACGGCAAACAAACCCCUGUUCACUUGGCUGCACAAAACAACCACCAAAAAGUAUUGCAAGUCUUUCUGGAGGAAGAAGCUAAGCGUUAUAAAAAUAGGCGCAACUUUUUACACAUGGCCGCAAUCAAAGACGAUAGCAAACUGGUGAUGAUGCUUUUAAAAAAUGGUGCCCAGGUUGAUGCCAUAGAUGAGAAAAACCAGACUGCUUUGUUUCACGCUGUUUCCAGUCAGCAUGAAGCCACGGUUAAAGUAUUAUUAGAACAUGGAGCUUUGAUAGAUUCCAACAUUAUUGAUAUUGCCUUUAAGACCAACAAUGAAAAGAUUUUUGGGUUAUUACUAGAAUAUUCUAAAGGAUUGUCUCCCGACACCAUGAUAUCGGCAAUGUUCAAAGCCGUCAAGCUGAAUCUGUAUGGUAUAAUCAAUGCUUUAAUUGAUAAGGGAACAGAUGUCAAUGCCACAAAUGACCUGAACUACACACCAUUGUUGCUCGCUGCAGAACUAGGAAAAUCGGAAGCAGCCCAGGCUGUCAUUGAAAAAGGAGCGGAUCUUGAUGUUAGAACACCGAAUCUGAACACAGCCUUACAUCUGGCGGUUCAAGGAGGAGAUGUUUCAAUCACGAAACUGCUCAUACGUAAAGGAAUAAAUAUUAAUAUCACAGGCCCUGGAGACCAGACUCCAAUUCAUGUCGCUGCUUUUCAUAACAGGCAAGAACUGAUUGAUAUUUUAAUUGAGGCUGGAGCUGAUGUGAAUGUCGUAACGAAGGAAUUAGUGACUCCUUUGCAUAUUGCAAGCCAGAGGGGAAACCUUGAUCUUGCACAACGUCUUAUACACCACAAAGCUAAAGUUAAUGUUAAAGAUAAGCAUUCAAGGACACCCUUACAUAUUGCCACUGAAGGAGGGGGGGCAGCUAUGGUGCAAUUGCUUCUAAACAACAAGGCAGACCCUAACGCUGCCGAUAAAGAUAAAAAGACCCCUCUUCACUUUGCAGCAAUCCUUGGAGAGGCUGAGAUGGUGGAAGCUAUGUUGAAAAACCAUGGCAGGUUUGCAGCUAAAGAUAUGGAUGGUUGCACACCCCUUCACUAUGCUGCGGUUGCAGGCAGUACGGACAUGGUGAGGGCUCUCCUGAAAGCUGGAAAAAGCAAAAAUGUGGAUGAUAAAAAUGUGUGGCGGAAAACUCCUUUGCAUCAGGCGGCUGAGCACGGCCACAGUGAUGUCAUCAAUAUGCUUCUAAGUAACGGCGCAGCCAUAAACCCUCUAGACAGCAACAGAGACACGCCGUUGCACUGCGCCUGCAAGGCUGGACACUUCACCUCGGUGCAAACUCUGGUGGGCUGGACGCAAGGAGAAAAAGCCAAUUUGCAAGCUACCAACAGCCUCAAGAAAACACCUCUCCAAGUAGCAGAGUCUGAAAAUACUGAUGGUCACCAGAACAUCACAACUUUUCUGAAAAAGAAAAUGCACUUAAUCAAAUAGAACCCUUGAUUUCAAGUGUAGAGGAAAUUAGUAUGAUCACUGCUAAAACAAUUCAGACAUGAUUUUCUUUCUGGUAGCUGAUGGUUAGCGUACACGAUGUUCAACAUAUAUUUUUGGGAUAUAUUCUGGAUCUCCGAGAUAUUGGGUGACGUAUGAAAAGUGCUGCCAUGAAAUAUGCAGAAUGGAAAUGUUGCAGGAGGGAAAUUAAUUAGUUUGUCAAGGAAGGAUCCCAAUGAAACUUACUUGAUUAUUUCAUUAAUUUCCUCCUUCCACCAUACAAAUUCUUUACUUUUUAUAUACCACCCAAUAGCGCAGACAUGAAAUAUGUCCCAGAAACAUGGUGGGUCUUUAAGACCAUGCACUAAAGAUGAAGCUGGAAGUAAGAUAUGUGCCCUGUCUCUACUGCAUGUCCCUCAUCUCCCCAAGGGUUAUUCAUUAAACUGUGAAUUGUUGAGAAUUUCAGAUUAUAGGCUACAAAAAGAAACUGGAAACCCUGUCCAAUUUAGAAAUGUUUCCAUUCUGCUAUUUUGUCCAAAAAAUGUUUAAGUUCACUUUGAAUUUGCUAACAUUCCAAACUGAAUAACCCUGGCAGAAUUAUAAUUGGUUUGGCUAUAUUCUGCAGAAUCACUUCAUAAUUAGUGUUCCGGCAGAUUAAGCAGCACAUUGCUCAGAAUAUUCAAUAUAUAAAGGCUCUAGUGUGGCCAAAUUACUGACUGGUGGGAGUUGUACUGUAGUGGCAACAGAGAUUGACAGGUGUUUUAUUUGUGGGUUAUAAAUUGUUCAGUGAUUAGUUUUAGCCAGUUGUAAUAUUAUUGUCAAAUAAAAUCAUCUCAAUUAAAGGUUUCUGGGAUUUGUA